Molecule: messenger RNA, 1292 nt
Organism: Haliaeetus leucocephalus (bald eagle)
Lineage: Eukaryota; Metazoa; Chordata; Aves; Accipitriformes; Accipitridae
Gene: XKRX
Product: XK, Kell blood group complex subunit-related, X-linked
Exons: 4
Coding region: 1-1287 (428 amino acids)
Cellular component (GO): membrane
Source: RefSeq, a predicted model, not a curated record
AUGCCGCUGGUGGUGGGGCAGCGGCUGCACUUCAGCUUCCUUAGCCUGGCCCAGAUCGUCUUCUCGACGGCUCUUUUCUGCGGGGAGGGGGCGGCGGCCGCCGUCCUCUGCCUCUCCUACGGCCACUCCGACGACCGCUUCUGGCUGGCGCUCACCGUCUUCUUCGUGCUCUGCCCCUCCGUCCUGGUGCAGCUCACCCUCAUCUUCGUGCACCGCGACCUCAGCCGCGACCGCCCCCUCGUCCUCCUCAUGCACCUGCUCCAGCUCGGGCCCAUCAUCAGGUGCAUGGAGGCUCUGGUGGUGUACUGCUGGUCGGGGAAGGAGGAGGAGCCCUAUGUCACCAUCACCCGCAAGCGGCGGCUGCGGAAAGGCUAUGAGGUGGAGAUGGAGCAGGAGGUGGGCCACUCGGUGCGCCGGCUGGCCACGCACCGCAACGCCUUCAAGCGCAUGGCGGUCAUCCAGGCCUUCCUGGGCUCCACGCCGCAGCUCACCCUCCAGCUCUACAUCAGCAUCCUAGAGAAGUACGUCCCCGCCGCCCGAGCCGUCCUCAUGGGCAUCUGCCUGGUGUCGGUCACCUACGGAGCGCUCGUCUGCAACAUCCUGGCCAUCCAGGUCAAGUACGAUGACUACAAGGUCCAGCUGCGGCCGCUGGCCUUCCUCUGCAUUGUGCUGUGGCGAAGCCUGGAGAUCUCCACCCGCGUGGUCGUCCUCGUGCUCUUCAGCACCGUCUUCAAGCACUGGAUCAUCCCCAUCGCCCUGGCCAACUUGCUGGUGGUCUUCUUCUUGCCCUGGGUGCAGUUCUGGCGGAGCGGCACCCGCCUGCCCGACAACAUCGAGAAGAACUUCAGCCGGGUGGGCACGGUGGUGGUGCUCUGCGCCUUCACCCUCCUCUACGCCAGCAUCAACAUGUUCUGCUGGUCGGCCGUGCAGCUCAAGCUGGCCGACCGGGACCUCAUCGACAAGUCGCAGAACUGGGGCCUCCUGGCCGUGUACUACGUGGCCCGGCUGGCCGAGAACACGGCCCUCGUCAUCCUCUGGUACUUCUUCAAGACGGACGUUUACGAGAACAUCUGCACCCCUAUGCUGGUGGUGCAGCUGCUCCUCGGCUACUGCCUGGGCAUCUACUUCAUGCUCCUCUUCUUCCAGUACCUGCACCCCUGCCGCCAGCUCUUCCGACACAAUGUCGCCGACUUCUUGCACUGCGUCUGCUGCCGCCGGCGCCCGCCGGGGACCCCUCUGCACCUCCAGGCGCCCUACGAGCCCGGCGUUCGGCACAGCAUCGUCUGAGACAC